Drosophila serrata is the source of this 605-nucleotide messenger RNA. RefSeq lists its product as uncharacterized. The record is from RefSeq and is a predicted model, not a curated record. NCBI's taxonomy places the organism in Eukaryota, Metazoa, Arthropoda, Insecta, Diptera, Drosophilidae.
CAACCAAAGCAAACGAAAUCAAACAUUUCAGAGAUAGCUCUCUAGUCAACUUUGAAUCUAGCUUUAUAUUUGUAAAUUCAAAAUGGGAGAUCCUCGUAAUCGUAUCUUAAAGGAUCUAAUAAACUCGUUCCACUAUCAUGAACAAUUCAAAAAGUUUCAUUUGCAAUGCCUUGAUUCUGAGAAAAGAGGAUUGCGGCAAAGUAUGGAAAACUGGGAAACGACACACAGAACUUUCGAACGCCUGGGAAAUGUGCAAGACUUACAUGCCUUAUGGAACGAACAUCAGCGAAAGCAAAAGAAAAUUCAGUCAACAAUUCAGACAUUUUUGGAUUUAAACCAGGACCUCAAAGGCAGUAGAUACUAUUUGGAGGCAACUAAAAUUAUUGAAGAGCAGAAGGACUUAAAGUGCUCAAAUACUGAGGAAAUGAAGGAUCAACCUGAUGAAGCUAACCCGAACGUAGAAGGUUCCGAAAAGGAAGUACAGGAGUUAGAUCCUGUGAAUGCUGAUCAGAACAUCACCAAAACUGAGUAGAAUUCUUUAUAUACGGACUACGAAGUAUUAUUAGCAGAUCAUUAAUAUAUAUAAAAUUAAUGCUAAAACUAUA